Aphidius gifuensis is the source of this 6373-nucleotide messenger RNA. It is a transcript of the gene CdGAPr, whose product is annotated as GTPase-activating protein CdGAPr. Gene Ontology annotation, biological process: small GTPase-mediated signal transduction. The coding region runs from base 542 to 4870 and encodes 1442 amino acids. NCBI's taxonomy places the organism in Eukaryota, Metazoa, Arthropoda, Insecta, Hymenoptera, Braconidae. Gene Ontology annotation, molecular function: phosphatidylinositol binding; protein binding; GTPase activator activity. The record is from RefSeq and is a predicted model, not a curated record. The transcript is spliced from 6 exons.
AGCCAGUCGAAAUUGCAUUCUCCAGUGGUAAACACAGUUUUGUAUAUGCACAGGUUGAUCGGUGCAAGUUUACAGGUUGUGUUAAAAACAAAAUAAUGACAGUAAAAAAAAAUUAUAAAUAAUUAUAAAUAAUCAUAAAUAUUGAAAUUUUAAAAAUUUAAUAAUUAUUAAUUAAUAUAUUGUGUUGUUUUUUAUAUAAAAAAUUGUUAAAAAAAUAUGUCGAAUUAUUGUACAGUGAAAUGUUGUCAAAAACAAACGGGAAUUUUGAGUUAAUUCAGUGUUACAAGUUGACUUUUAAUGUGGCAUUAUUACUUUAAGUUAACACAGGGAUCCUCAACUCAGUCUCAAUCAUAUCUAGAUUCCAGGAUAACUGGAGACUGAAGAAAAAAAAAAAUCAAAAAUGAAAAACACAAAAAAAUAAAAGAACCAGUUGUGUGAUGACAUUGUGUCCUGGCACAUUGAACAGCUGGUCUAGUCAAUAAUUAUUAAAUAAAUAAAUAAUAAUUUUAAAUAAAUAAAUUGUUAAUUAUUGUGGAUAAUAAUGCCGGGACCAACAUCAGAAAGACCUCGUGCACAACGACUCAAUGAUAUCGAGCCACAAGCCGCAAAGGAUCUGGGGUGUAAUAGAAAUGAAGAAUUUGGAACAUCAGUUGGUACUGGUAGUAAAAUGGGCAGCAUUGCAAGAUUUCCAAAGCUUGAUGAAUGUGCUCAUUUUCAUUAUGAGCAUGUUGAAUUAAGUGGACUUGAGGUAACUGUAACAGAAGUGCCAAAUGAUGGAGGUUUUGCUGUACGUGUAACAUCAGGUGAUACAUGCUGGACACUUCAACGAUCAUAUGAUAAUUUUGUGAUGUUUGAUAAACAAUUACAUCGUUGUAUAUUUGAUAGAAAAUUUUCAUCAAUUAAAAAACUACCAGAUGAACAAUCAGAUGAUUCAAUUGAUUUACUAGUAUCUUAUCUUGAUAAAUUUACAAAAUUAAAUCAUGAUGGACUUAAUUGUGGUCCAGUAUUAAAUUGGCUACAAUUAGAUAAUCGUGGACGUAGAAUACUUGUUCCUGAAUCUGAUUCUUGUCCAAUAAAUACACCAGCUGUUGCUGCUGCUUAUGCUGUACGACCAUACAAUGCACAAGCAUCAGAUGAAAUAACAUUUCAGGUUGGUGAUAUGAUAUCAGUGAUUGACAUGCCACCACCGGGUGAAAGUAAUUGGUGGCGUGGUAAAAAAGGCUUUGCAGUUGGUUUUUUUCCAGCAGAAAAUGUUGCUGUUAUUGGUGAUAAAGUACCACGUCAUUUAAAAAUAUCAACAACAGUACAUUCAAAAUUGCCAGUUAAACCAGUUUUACGUAAACAUGGUAAACUUAUUGCAUUUUUUAGAUCAUUUAUAUUAAAUAGACCAUCACGUAGACGUUUAAAACAAUCUGGUAUUUUAAAAGAACGUGUAUUUGGCUGUGAUCUUGGUGAACAUUUAUUAAAUUCUGGUCAAGAUGUACCAGCUGUAUUGACAUGUUGUGCUGAUUUUAUUGAAACUCAUGGUUUAGUUGAUGGUAUUUAUCGUUUAUCUGGUGUAACAUCAAAUAUUCAACGUUUACGUAAUGCAUUUGAUGAAGAUCGUGUACCAGCAUUAAAAACAGAUGAAAGUAUAUUACAAGAUAUUCAUUCAGUAGCAUCAUUAUUAAAAAUGUAUUUUCGUGAACUUCCAAAUCCAUUAUGUACUUAUCAAUUAUAUUCAACAUUUGUUAGUGCUGUACAAGCAUCAAGUGAUUCUGAACGUUUACGUCGUAUGCGUGAUGCUGUACGUAAACUUCCACCACCUCAUUAUCGUACACUUGAAUAUUUAAUGCGUCAUUUAGUUAGAGUUGCAGCAUGUGGUGCUGAUACUGGUAUGACACCACGUAAUGUUGCAAUAGUAUGGGCACCAAAUUUAUUACGUUGUAAAGAACUUGAAAUUGGUGGUGUUGCUGCAUUACAAGGUGUUGGUGUACAAGCUGUUGUUACUGAAUUUUUAAUUUGUUAUGCUGAGUUAAUAUUUGGUGAUCAUAAUACAAUUGGUAGACCAAAAUCAUUAGCAUUUACAACACCAGCACGUUUAUUAAGUUUAGAAGAAGCACGUAAUCGUACAACAUUACGUAAUGAUUCAGAAUAUAUUGAAGUUGGUGAUGGUCCAAAAGGUUUACCAACUGAAUAUCAUACUGUUAUUGAAUUACCAUUAAAACGUACAACCUCAUCAAAACGUUCACCAUCAUUAAAUUGGCGUUCAAUAUUUCGUAGACCUGGUUCAUCAAGUGUACGUAAUAAACAUAAUGAUAAUAAUAUACGUAAAUCAAUUGGUACACCACAAAAAAUUGAAAAUAUACCAAAUUCAAUAAAUACAAUACGUCGAUUACGUCCAGUUAAAAGUGUUGAAUCACUUGAUGGUGAAGAUAUUAUUGGUCCAUUAUUAUUAUCAUCAUUACCAAAUCGUUCAUGUGGACAUUCAAGAUCAGUAUCACAUGAUUCAUAUUUUGAUCAUCUUGCUGAUUCACCACAAUCAUCAUCAUCACCAUUACCACCACCAUUAACACAACUACAAUCAUCAUCAUCACCAUUAGAUUUAUCAGAAAUACAAUUAAAUUUUGAUCUUGAAGAACGUGAAAUGAGAAUGUUAUCUGAGGAAGAUAGUUGUGAAGGUGUUGGUGGUGGUAGUGGUUGUGGUGGUGAUGCUAAUACAUCAGUUGAAGCAUCACCAAGACGUGCUAGAACAGAAACACCAUUAUAUUUAGGUAAUUUAGGUGGAAGUAAAAGAAAAAGAUCAAGACUUGAAGAAAGAUUACAUUGUGAUGUUGAAUUACGUUUUAUUGAUAGUCAAAGUCCUGAUCAAGUUAUGGUUACAGCUGAUAUACAUGAAAUGGAAUCAAUUGAUACACCAUCACCAUUAAUAACACCUGGUUAUUUACCAUUAUUAUCAGAAGCAUCAACACCAUUAUCACCAUCAACAAAUACAUUACAACCAACACCAACUCUACCAUCAAUAUCACCAACAAAUUUAUCACGUGGAUCAAGAAUUAGCUUUCGUAGUUUUACACUACCACUUGAUAUUGGUGAUGAUAAAUUUAAUAUAAAUAAUAAUAAUAAUAAUGAGACUAUUGAAAUUAAAAAUAAUACUGAUGAUAAUAAUGAUAAUGAUGAUGAUAAUAAUAUUAUUAAAAAAAUUUCAACUAGUCAAAAUAAUAAUAGUAGUGUUAAGUUUGAGUCUAUAAAUUCAAUAAAUAAUAAUGAUGAUAAUGAUAAAAUUAUUGAUUGUCAACAAGAUCAAGAAAUGACACAAUGUGAUGUAUUGGGAGUAUCAAUAAUUAUCAAUGAUAAUACCAAUGAAAAAAUUGAUAUAAAAAAUAAUAAAAUUGUUAAUUAUUUAGAUGAAGAAAUGUCUGGCUUAUCAUCUAAAAAUUGUGAUGAUAAAAAUAAUAAUAUAAUUAAUGAUGAAAAAUUAAAUGAACAAGAACAAGAAAUAAUAAAUCAAUUAUCAAGUCCAACUGAUAUUGAUUCACCAAUGUCAUGUGAACAAACAGAUUCAAGUUUUAUUAUUUCAAAUGAAUCAGAUGAUAAAAUAUAUAAAAAUUCUAAAAAAUUAAAUAACACAAAUGAAUGGAUUAUCAUUGAAAAAAAUAUUCCAAAAGUAAUUAUUGAUGAUACAUUAAAUAAUACAAUUGAUAAUUCAAUAUCUGAUAAUAAUAUAUCAAUUGAAUCGACAAUUGAUACUGGUAGUAGUGAUUUUACUGAAAGUCCAAUAUUACAUCAAGAAAAUAAUAGUGAAAUGACAUUUAAAAUUGAUGAUAUUAUUAAAAAUUCACGUAAUAAUACUGAUGAUAAUAUUGAUGAUAAUUUUACAAUAAAAAAUUCAAAUAUUAGAACAAUGGAAUUACAAUUAAAUUAUGUACUAAAUGAUGAUGAUAAAAAUUUAAAUAAUAAUAUAAUUGACAAUGAUGUUAAAAAUAAUAAAAAUUAUAAAAUAUCAAAUGAAAUAUAUGAAAAAAGUUUUAAUAAAUUUACAGCACAUCUUGAUAAAUUUAAAAUAAAUAAUAAUAAUGAUAUUGUUAAUAGUAAUGUGUUACAUAAUGAUGAAGAAAAUAUUGUAAUACCAUCUGAGAAUGCUGCUGAGGCACUUGAAAUAGCACAUGAUCCAGAAGGUGCAUCUGAAUUGACAUCCCUAAAUUCAACUUAUUCAAAUGAAUCAACAUCAAUAAUUGAUGAUUCAAUUGUUCUACGUGAUACAGCAUCAAUAUUACAAGAAUUAGCAUUACAAAGAUUAUCUGGUGGUAUUGUUGUUGGUGAUACAUCAACAAUAACAAAUACAUUAACAAAAAAUGAACGUAAAAUAAUUGAUAAAGAAAUUAGCAAUGAAUUUAUACGUGAUAAUAAUGAAAAAAAUUAUGAUAUUGAUACAACAAAAUUAACAAGCCAACAAACAAAUUUACAAUAUUUACCACCAUGUUUACGUGCAAGACAUGCUAGAUCAACUAGAGCUGCAUUAUCUAGAUCACUUGAUGAAGGUAAAUUUAAUCGUAUGACAUCUGAAUCGACACAUAUACAAAUUGAUAAAACAACUGAUGAUAUUAAAAAUAAUAAUAAAAAUAGUAAUAAUAAUACAACAACAAAUAUAGGUGGUAAAUUGAGUGGUUCAAAAAGUGCUGAAAAAUUACAAUCUAAAAAUCUUGGUGGUAUUGAUUUAGGUGAUCCACGUUGUCGUGAAAGAAUUGAAAAAUAUAAAGAAGAAAGAAGAAUUUUUUUACGUGAUAAAUAUAGAAGUGAAAGUUUUCGUGGUUCAUCAUCUAAAAAUGAUGAUGAACAAGCACUAUUAGCAAGACUCAAACAACGUGCUUCCAGAUCAACAAUGCAUUAAUUCAAUUUAAAAAAUUACGGAAUUAGACAUUCCUUUGUAACUUGGAAUUAUCAGUUUUUUUUUUAAUUUUUAUUAUUAAUUUACUAUUUUUAUUAAGUUAAGUUUGAAUGGUUUUUGUUUUAUUUUUAGAAAAAAUUCGUUAACGAAAAUACCGAUUGAAUAUUUAAUAUAAAUAAAAUUUGUCAAUGCAUUUAUGACAUUAAACAAAGGCGCACAUGCAAUGAGAAUUAAUGUUUUACAUUUUUUUUUGCUUUUGAUAAUUUAUUUUUCUGUAAAUGAAAAAAAAUAAAUAUUUUCUAUCUCAAAGAUUUUUUUUAUACCAGUUAAUAAUUAAUAUCAUUGUCAAGUCCAUUUAACAUUAUUUUUUUUAUUUUCAUUAAUUUAUAAAUGCCAUUUUUUUUAAUUUACUGAUACCGAUUGUGAGAUUUAAUUUAAAAAAAAACUAUCGAAAUUUGAUAAAUGAUCUGUUUAGAUAUUUUAUAAUAGAUAUUACAUUAACUCGAUAUGUUUUUUCCUCAUGGUAGAUUGCCUUAAUAAAAAACAAAAAAAAAAAAGCAAAAAGCUAAUUGUAAUAAUUAAAAUUUUUUGUUUUAUCUUUUGUUAAAUUUUUUAUGUAAUUAUUAUUUUUAUUUUUGAACAACAAACAAUUCUUUGACAUGUCUGCAGUUGAUAUAAUUUUAUUUUUUUUUUACAAUAUUAUUUAUUUGCCAAAUUAAUAAUUAAAGAAGAAAAUUGAAAAAAAAAAAAUAUUGAUCAAAAUUAAAAUUAGAAAAGAAAAAAAGUAAUGAAAGUUAUUUGUAUUGUAAUAAAAAAAAUAAAUGAAUAAAUAAAUAUGCUAAUGAAAAUUUUUUAGUUUAAAGCAAUUUAAAAAAAAAAAUAUAUAUAAAAUUGCAGAUGAGCUUUUGCAUAAAUUGAUUUAUCAAAAUUUACUUGGGCCUUUUAAAAUGUAAAUGAUAUUAUGUGGUCCGUCUAUGUAAAUUAUAUUAACAAUAAACCAAAAAUAAUUAAUUAAAAAAUGAUAAUGUAUACAAUAAAUUCCCAUAGUGCCAGAGUAAUAAUACCUGUAGAUGAUAUUUGUGUUCAAUUAGAAACAAGGUAAAUUGACAAAAAUAAAUUCAAAUUAAAAAUUUCUCGCUAUCACAAAUCAACGAAUUAAGAAAAAAUAAAUAAUAUAAAAAAAUUGUAUACUUGUUAGUUAAUUAGUAUUUUUUGUAAAAAACAAAUUUAUUAAAUUAAAAAAAAGAAACUCAAGGCAUCUGUGUAAAGUUUAUUCAUAGCUCAUUGAUGAAAAAAAAAUAUAUAAAAACAACAUGGCUUUUGGAAAUAGGUAUUCUGAUGAAUUUAAAAUAGUAUGUUUUGAUUGAAAAAAAAAAAAAGAGAUACGAAAUAUCAAUGAAUGGACCAGCACAAUACUGAAAAUUAAAAAAAUGAUAAUGAAUGUAAUAAAAAUUUAAAAAACUAUGUAAUACAAAAAAAAUUAUGGAGCAGUAAGAUGAAAUGUAU